Molecule: messenger RNA, 606 nt
Organism: Habropoda laboriosa
Lineage: Eukaryota; Metazoa; Arthropoda; Insecta; Hymenoptera; Apidae
Product: zinc finger protein 775-like
Exons: 1
Coding region: 1-534 (177 amino acids)
Biological process (GO): regulation of transcription by RNA polymerase II
Cellular component (GO): nucleus
Molecular function (GO): sequence-specific DNA binding; DNA-binding transcription factor activity, RNA polymerase II-specific
Source: RefSeq, a predicted model, not a curated record
AUGGUUGCGUUGCUGUCGUUGUUGCGGUCCGAUUACAAGCAGCAGCAACAGCCGCAGCAGACGGGCAGCAGCAAGAAAGGUGGUCGUUCCUCGACGUCUAGCGUCGCUACCACGACGACGACGACGACGACGACGACAACGACGACGAGGGCCGCCGGCGUCGUUUUGGCUAGCAGACGAGCGAGCAACGCGGGGGACAGUAACAGCUACGACAGCGGAAACGACACAGGGCCGCGUACAUCGACACGCGAAGUGGUGUUCCCCGAUUCCUUCGAGGUGUUGCCACAACCCCGAGACCUCAGUGUUGUUUACAUGGGAGUGCCGCACGAGCAACAGCGGAAGUUUCGGUGCCGUUUUUGCGGCAAAGGUUACAGAUGGAAAAGCACGAUGCGUCGCCACGAGAUGGUCGAAUGCGGCGGGAAACCCCCGGCCUUCCAAUGUCCCGAGUGCCCUUACAAAGCGAGGCAGCGCGGCAACCUGACGGUACAUUACAAGCGGCAUCAUCAGAAGAUCGGUUACGACGAGGGCGCUUAAAAUAUGAGAACAACGGUCGAACCUCGCGGGCCACGUUGGCACGAUCGUCCUGGAAAUUCACCCAUUCCUAGC